Messenger RNA from Drosophila albomicans, 595 nucleotides. RefSeq names its product protein PET100 homolog, mitochondrial. Gene Ontology annotation, cellular component: mitochondrion; mitochondrial inner membrane. The record is from RefSeq and is a predicted model, not a curated record. Gene Ontology annotation, biological process: mitochondrial respiratory chain complex IV assembly. The transcript has a single exon. Lineage: Eukaryota; Metazoa; Arthropoda; Insecta; Diptera; Drosophilidae. The coding region runs from base 114 to 356 and encodes 80 amino acids.
UACAAUACUCAAAAACAGCUGAUUUUUGUUGACAGCAGUUCUAACAUCGAAAUAGUCGUCGAGUUUAAUAAUAAAGAAACCUAAAUUUGUGCGAGAUUUAGAAAGAAAUAAACAUGGGCACUUGGGUACUGGAAGUGGCCAAAAUGGGCAUGUACAUGACGUUCCCGGUUGCACUGUUUCACAUCUUCAACCAACCGGAAUACUUCGAAGAAUGGGUGACCAAAAAGAAACGCGAACUCUAUCCGCCAGAGAGUAAGAGUCAUCACGAGGAGCUGCAGCGUGCGAUACGUGAACACCACCAGAAGCACGAUGCUGCAAUGAUGCGUGCCAUCGAGGAGGCAGAGCGCAAGAAGUAAAGCGCGUCACCGGCUAAAUUCCCGGCUGUAUUACGUGUAUUUGAUAUCAGAACUGUUAGAUUAUAUAAGACAUAAACAAGUGAAGUGGCGUGUGGUCGUGGACUAUCACUAGUAGCGAUGUGUCAUUAAGCAAAUAAUUAAUUGUUUUUGUAAUGCCCUUGUAACUGCGCCACAGCACCCAUUAAACCACUAACAACAAUCAUUUUUGCGUGUGUGUAAAUAAACAAAAUGUGAGGUUA